Molecule: messenger RNA, 3386 nt
Organism: Zeugodacus cucurbitae (melon fly)
Lineage: Eukaryota; Metazoa; Arthropoda; Insecta; Diptera; Tephritidae
Product: complement component receptor 1-like protein
Exons: 6
Coding region: 1589-2665 (358 amino acids)
Source: RefSeq, a predicted model, not a curated record
AAUUAGUAAAUCUUUCAAUGCAGAGAAAAAAUUCUUACGCAUAAAGACGAAAACGUUAUAGCCGAUAAAUUUUAAAAUGAUUGAUAGACAUUAUUGUAGAUCUGUGUUAAGCGUAAAUCACCAUAAUUUGUAUAACUUUGAUUUUUUUAAUCGUAUAUUAAAGAAAUUAACAAAUUACUAAAUUUCAUAGUAGGUUUUAUCUUGGCUUUGGUGACGAUAUUGAUUAUCUUCUUCACAGAAUUUAUGUUACGCAGCAUGAUGACAACUCACACUACUUUUAAUUGCAAGUGAGUGGGGAUAGUACAGCAAUUUAAAAUAGUCUGUGGGAUAAUUGAAUACGUCCUCCUGGUUUGUAGCUGUGUCAACUCUCCUUUAACGAAAUUCUAAAUUGUCGCAUUAAGAUCAAAGUGAUCCUUGUUUUUUUUACCACCAAUAUAUGUCAUUCAAUAAGCCAUUUAUGUUUACUAUAUUAUGGUUUCAUGUCAGGAAAAACACGAUGAAUAAGCUCCUCUUUCGAGGCCAUGAAGUAACAGAAACCCGUUAAAAAUGUUAUUAAUCCAUCGAGGUGUCAACUGCGUCGCUACCAUUUUCAACUAUUUCUACAAUCGCAGUAUGAUAUUGUUAAAAAAACACUCGUAUGUUAUUUGUUUAUUGGCGAUUCUUUAUGUGUCGCCACAAAUUAAAUGAUUUUAGGAAUGUGAUUAGUUCGUCAGCAACAGUUGAUCCAGGAAUAGUCUGGCGAAAAUCCCCUGCCAACAGAAUCAUGGCUUCACCAAAAAUAUUUUCAUUGUCGCGUAAAUCUUUUAAAGUCCUGUGCAGUACCUCCAGCGACUUGAAUAUCUGGAAAAUCUUCUUUAUAGCUCUUUUUUUUGGCGAUUUUGCAGACUGGUGUUUGGUUGAUUUGCAAUUUAGGAGUAAUUUCAAGGCCGAAUUGCCGUUUGUCUGCCUACUAACAGGUGCCAAGUUGCCCCUAUUCCCAUUAUAACUGGGCGUUGAAAAUGAGUGAAAUCGGUUCAGGAAUUACCUCAACCCUCAUGUACUAUAUAUGCUGAUUUUUGUUAUUCUAUUGGACUUUAUUUCAAAUUGUGUGUAAUAAAAUUACGUCAAUAAAUUGCGAGAGUAUAAAAUGUUUGGUUGCCUUUCCCUACUUGUUACAAAUUGUUUUGGGCUAUCGACAUAGCCUUAUACAAUUGAACAAUGAUAAAAAUAUUUUAAUAAAGCAACAAUGACAACUUUCAAAAUAUUAUUAUUUUUUGUUUUGUUUUUUUUUUUUAUAAUUUUGUUGUCAAUUCAAAUAAAAUCAUCUUCUUGUUAUCUUCCUCACAAUUUUUCGAUAUAUACUAACUUUCUAAUACUUCCCGGGCCUUCCAUAAAUAUUUCAAAACUAAAAUUAGCCAGAUCGGUUUGGCUCUUCUUGACUUUUUUCGAGACUAACGACACACAUUGUUUGCAUGGGUGAUUAGAAAAUUGUGGAUUUAAUCAUUGCGAUAUAUCCGAUCUGGGAAAUCUCAGUUCACCGCUCAAAUACAAUGUGUUCGAUUCAAAUAUACAAAGUUUGGAGGGCUAUCAAUAUUUCACAUGGAAUAAGAUGAUCAAAGAAAGCUCUUACUUUGAAUUUACCUGCGAAGAUGGAUAUAAACUGGAUGGCGAGAAUCGUUCAACCUGUAUGAAUAAUGGCUGGAGUAGUGCUGCACCUACUUGCAUUCCCUUGUGUGAUCUAAGUCUGGUUAGUCCGUGCACAGCGCCAUUACUCUGUCGACACAAUCACAAAACAUCUUUCUUUAACUUUGGAAACAGGGCUGACGUGGUGCUUCCAGGGGUACAUGUAGACUAUAGUUGUGAAGAUGGUUAUGAACUGGAUGGGGCAAUGUUCAUAACAUGUACGAACAAUGGAUGGAGUAAUAGGAUUCCUACUUGCAAGGAAACUGUUUGUGAUGUUAGUAUAUUUGCGGACUGCACUUAUCCGUUAAAGUGUAAGAUAUAUGAUCGAACGCUACGAAAGUAUAAGAGUAUCUACAGAAGAGACAUCCCGGAAUUAUCAAAUAACGAAAAUUUAUAUGUAAAUUGUGAAGAUGGCUACACUCUGCAAGGCUCACAAUAUUUAGCCUGCAGAGGAAGAAAAUGGGAUGGCAUUAUGCCUAAAUGCUUUGAGAAAAUCUCUAAAACUUGUGAGCAGGAGAUAUUAGAUAACUGCAUUUAUCCAAUGAUUUGUGAGAGAUUCGAGUCAGAGUUCAGUGAUUUUAUAAAAGUAAAGUUUAGUUGUGAAAAUGGUUAUAUGUUGGAUGGCGGAAACUCUUUAACUUACACAGAUGGCAAAUGGGAUCACAAUCUGCCCAAAUGUAUUGUAGCACAUUCUUGCAGCGGUCAUCUCAUACCCAUCUGUGAACACCCUCUUAUUUGCACGCUUUUCGACGCAAAGUCAAAAUCCAAGCAGAAGAUAAUUAAUAAUAAUAUUAUUCAGUCCACAAAUUAUACUCUAGAUACGCAAAUUAUUUUCAGUUGUGGAUACGGUUACAAAUUAAAAGGCGCGGAACAAACCACUUGUGGUUCGAAUGGUUGGAGUCAUGAGCAAAGUCUGAAACUACCGCAAUGCAGUGAGUUAAUUUCUCAAUUAUUUAAUCUUGUUAUACUCUCGCAACAAAUGUUGCUAAAGAGAGUAUUAUAGUUUUGUUCACAUAACGGUUGUUUGUAACACCCAAAACUAAACGAGUUAGAUAUUUAGUAUAUUAUAUAUACCAAAGUGAUCAGGGUGAAGAGUGGAGUUCAAAUCCGAAUGUCUGUCUGUCCGUCCGUCCGUCCGUCCGUCUGUGCAAGUUGUAACUUGAGUAAAAAUUAAGAUAUCUUGAUGAAACUUGGCACACUUAUUUCAUGGCACCAUAGGAAGAUUGCUUUGAAAUGAGCAAAAUCGGACCACUGCCACGCCCACAAAAUGGCGAAAACCGAAAACACAUAAAGUGCCAUAACUAAGCCAUAAAUAAAGCUAUGGAAAUAAAAUUUGGUAUGAAGGAUCGCACUAUAAAGGGGCAUAUUUGGAUGUAAUUUUUUUGGAGAAGUGGGCGUGGCCCCGCCCCCUACUAAGUUUUUUGUACAUAUCUCGCAAACCAAUAGAGCUAUAUAAACCAAACUUUCUGCAGUCGGUUUUUUUAGCCACUUCCUAAUACAGUCCAAAAAGGAAUGAAAUCGGAUCAUAACCACGCCCACCUCCCAUACAAAAGUUAGGUUGAAAACUACUAAAAGUAGGUUAACUCACUAACGAAAAACGUCAGAAACACUAAAUUUCACAUAAGAAAUGGCAGAUGAAAGCUGCACUCAGAUUUUUUUACAAAAUGGAAAAUGGGCGUGGCGUCGCCCACUUAUGGGUCAAAAACCAUAUCUCAGGAACUACU